Triticum dicoccoides is the source of this 486-nucleotide messenger RNA. RefSeq names its product cortical cell-delineating protein-like. Lineage: Eukaryota; Viridiplantae; Streptophyta; Magnoliopsida; Poales; Poaceae. Bases 1 to 438 code for a protein of 145 amino acids. The record is from RefSeq and is a predicted model, not a curated record. The transcript has a single exon.
AUGGCGCCCUCCAAGGUCGCCCACUUCCUCGCCCUGAACCUGGUCAUCGUGGUAGCCGCGCAUGGCUGCGGGUCGUACUGCGGCAACACACCAGCCAUCCCAGGGCCAACCCUGCCGAUGGCCAUGCCCCCGCCCGUCGUCCCAGUCCCAACCCCGCCGAUGACCGGAGGCGGCAGCGGCACCUGCUCGAUCAACACGCUGAAGCUGAAGGCGUGCGCCAACGUACUGAACCUGCUAAAGCUCAACCUCGACGUGCCGUCGAGCGAGGACUGCUGCCCCCUGCUGAGCAGGCUUGCCGACCUCGACGCCGCUGUCUGUCUCUGCACCGCCAUCAACGCCAACGUCCUCGGCAUCAAGCUCAACGUCCCUGUCGAUCUCGUGCUCCUCCUCAACCAGUGCGGCAAGACUUGCCCCGCCGACUUCACCUGCCCCAGCUGAUCCACCCAUCAUCCAUCGAUCGAUGCAUCAGAAACCAUGCAUCGUCGU